Didymodactylos carnosus is the source of this 303-nucleotide messenger RNA. NCBI's taxonomy places the organism in Eukaryota, Metazoa, Rotifera, Eurotatoria, Philodinida, Philodinidae. The record is from the annotation of a GenBank genome assembly.
AUGGUUUUAGGUGAAGUUUUGAUCGGUGGUGCUGUUGGACUUGGAGCUUAUGAGUUAUUGAAGCGUCGUCAAAGUAAUCAAAAUAAUAAGAAUAAUCAGAAUAAUCGUCAAGACUAUGGCGGCGGUUAUGGCGGCGGUUAUGGUACCGGUUAUGGUGGCGGUUAUGGCGGCGGUUAUGGUACCGGUUAUAGCGGCGGUUAUAGUAAUGAUUAUGGUUUUGGAAACCCAUACGGGUAUCAAUACGCACAACCUUACACUUACAAUUACGCAAGCCAAUCAACAUAUGGUAAUUACCAUUAUUGA